Acipenser ruthenus (sterlet) is the source of this 949-nucleotide messenger RNA. Its product is annotated as securin-like. Gene Ontology annotation, cellular component: nucleus; cytoplasm. The transcript has 6 exons. Gene Ontology annotation, biological process: chromosome organization. Bases 118 to 675 code for a protein of 185 amino acids. Lineage: Eukaryota; Metazoa; Chordata; Actinopteri; Acipenseriformes; Acipenseridae. The record is from RefSeq and is a predicted model, not a curated record.
UUAUGGUUUAAAAUAAGCCGCGAGGUUGGCAUGAGUAUCGCUUGUGUACACUUGAUUUGAGAUUGAAAAGCAGAAGUAAGGAACGGAACGAAACGAAACGAGAGAACUUCGUUUAAAAUGGCUUCCUUGGUUUUUGUCGACAAAGAAAAUGGAGAGUUUGCCACAACCCUGGCUCCUAAAAACCGCGUGAGAUUGUCAGCUCCAGUGAAACUUGGAGAGAAGGUGCUUCAGGUUCCAGGUAAGGUGUUGGGUAUGACCCACCCCCAGUCUGCGCGUAGGGCUUUGGGAACAGUCAAUCUGAUCAGCUCUACUAGACCUGGUGUUGCUGGGAACAAGGAGAAAUCCACAGCUGCAACAAACAUUGAAGUAAAGGCAGGUAUGCCUGUUAAAGGGAAAGCAGGCUGUCCAGAAAUUGAGAGAUUCAUCCCAUAUAAUCCAGCUGCGUUUGAGAGCUUUGAUGUUCCUGAAGAUCAAAGAUUAAGCCACCUGUGCUUGGCAGGAUUGGCAGCUCCCACACCAAAGGAAGAGCUGGACAGUUUUAGUGUGUUCCACACGUCUAUGAAAAUGUCACCAUUGAAGUUCCUGGAAGAUGAUUUUUGUGCUGAAGUGGACUCAUUCUUGCAGAUUGUCAGUGAACUAACUAUAGACCUGCCAUCACUGGACAUGGAUUACUGAAGUUUUGUUCGAUUUGCAUGUCAAUGGUUGGUGUGUGUGGUUAGACCCCCCACCCCGCCCCAGAAUGUUUGUAUUUAUAUAGAGCCUUUUGAAAUAAAGUAUAAUUUUUACAAAAGUCUGUUUCUUUUGGAGAGCUGGCCCUAAUCAAGGGAGAUCUUUAUGCUCCCAUAUUGAAAGGGAUUCAUGGUGGAAGUUUACUAUAUUUGUAACACAGAAGCCCUACAACGCUGUAAUGCUUGUUGCCUCUAAACCAGAUCACUGUACUGUUCUUCAG